Messenger RNA from Annulohypoxylon maeteangense, 1704 nucleotides. RefSeq names its product pantetheine-phosphate adenylyltransferase-like protein. The record is from RefSeq and is a predicted model, not a curated record. The transcript has a single exon. Lineage: Eukaryota; Fungi; Ascomycota; Sordariomycetes; Xylariales; Hypoxylaceae. Bases 373 to 1623 code for a protein of 416 amino acids. Gene Ontology annotation, molecular function: dephospho-CoA kinase activity. Gene Ontology annotation, biological process: coenzyme A biosynthetic process.
CGGGAGACUUCCUACCUAUCUAGUACAUGAAAAUAAUCUCAACUCUAUUAUGCCUCAUCUACCGAUCCCAUCUCCGAUAGAGAGACUAUAUUUAUUUAUCAAAGCCACUUCGACUUCAUCGUAACUCAAAGAAUUACGUCAAGGCUCCAGCUCUUUCUUUCAUCACGCCACCGGCUUCCUACGAGGACUCAUUUUUUGAUAUUGAACGGACCUUGUCUUGGCCACAGUCAUAUACCUAGUAUCAUACCUACCUAUAUACCACAUAUAUACCUAGGUACUUAAGUAUUCAUCGAGACUUUUACCCCUAUCGCCGGUUCAUCAAGUUAUUGACUCUUGAUUCAAUUUCUAUGAUUGAGCCGCUUGCUCAUCUUCAUGGCUGGUCUAAAUGCUACAAUGGGAGACGAUCUCCCGUCACUCUUAUUGUUACCCCCGCCUCCACAUCCCGCAACUCGGCUCGCUCUUAACGCCGCAUAUGAGCCUCCUCUCAAAGCUGCCAUCUCAAAGCUCAAAAAUGCGAAAACAGGAAAGAAUGGCGCAAUUUUAAUUGUCGGGUUAGUGUCACCUAUUCUCACAGGCAAUUAUAUACGACACAAAUCCCUUUCUUGGCCUCACGUCCAAUCUCUCCUAGCAGAUCUAUACAGCAUUAUAUCCGUCAUCUGUGUCCAAUUAUCAGUUCCUACUGAUAUUCACGCCGGUCCGGGAUCCGUAGACGUCCGUGUGGUUUUAGUCGACCAUGAUUUAUCUAAACCUCUGGCGAUCGAUUCAAAGCCAGCCAUUGAACCGAAUAAUACAGUAAUAAUCAAUCUCUCUACUUUCGUAUCCGCUUAUCAUCCUUGGCGAUAUAUACUUCAUACGAACAACGAGCCCGGCUAUGCACUACUCUUGACAUACCUCAAACUAUUUGAAGGUAUUCAAACAUUGAAGCAAUCUCAGAUAGUUGUCGUCGAUGGCGGGCUUGCCGUGUCCGUCGGACUGCCUGACUCAUUACAAGUAUCUCCCCAAACUAUUACGCAACCUACCGUAUGUUUGGGAGGUACCUUUGAUCAUCUACAUCCCGGACAUAAACUACUCUUAACUGCCGCUGUCCUCUUGCUGAAGGUGCCCGACAAAGGUGCACCACGGCCGUGUCAAUUCAUCAUCGGCAUUACUGGUGAUGAAUUGUUGAAAAGGAAGAAAUAUGCCGAGUUCGUGCAGCCUUGGGACGAACGCGCCAUGAAUACGAUUGAUUUUCUGUCCUCAAUACUCGAUCUAUCGAAGGACGGAUGGAAGAAGAGCCAAAAUGCUCAAAUUAUUGAGGAUAGAAUCAUCAAAGAUCACGGGGAACUCGUCGCCCAGUUUCGGAACGGCACCAUCGAGGUUCGCUGUGUUGUUAUCCAGGAUGCUUAUGGACCGACUAUCACCACCGAAAACAUGGAUAUUCUUGUAGUUUCAGGUGAGACAAGAAGCGGAGGUAACGCCGUGAAUGAGCGACGAAAGGAUCUCGGCUGGCGACAGCUUGAGACGUUUGAAGUGGACGUCCUCGAUGCCGAUGGAAUUGUGCACAAGUCAUCGGAAGCGCGAGAUUUUACCCAAAAGAUUAGCAGCACAGCCAUUCGGAAGCAGAAGGCUCAGUCUCACACUUAGUCUAAAGAUCUACCUAGUUGCUGUGUCUUGAGCAUGUGUCUACUUGAAACACAACCGGGGAAACACGUCGAUGGCAUUCAC